AUGUCGUUUCCAUUGCUACUUGCCGAUGUGCUUCUUCACCGGAGAGGCCCAAUCCACCGAUCUCCUCCCCUCCUUCGCCCCUUGAUGGCUUUAGUGAAGCCCGUGGCUCUUCUCCGACCUGUAUUCUCCGCAUCUCCCUCUCGUCAUUUCGAGAGCUCGGAGGUUACUCAGGCGAGGCCAUCUCCUCCACCUGAGCCGCCUGAUCCGCCAGACCCGAACCCUGCAACGUCGCGCGUGCUCAGCCCCUCCACCUUCCACCACCGCCUAGCUAAACUGUCAACCUUCCUAGAUCUAUACGGCACGAGAUCUAGCUACGGUCCACGGUGCAACAAUGGCGAUACGCUUUGGAGGAAAUACAUUUUUUUCUCCGAAUGA
Messenger RNA from Arabis nemorensis, 375 nucleotides. The record is from the annotation of a GenBank genome assembly. NCBI's taxonomy places the organism in Eukaryota, Viridiplantae, Streptophyta, Magnoliopsida, Brassicales, Brassicaceae.